GCCAGUGAGCGGCACGAUGCUGCGGAGGCUGGUUCAGCAGUGGAGCGUCCUGGUAUUCCUGCUCAGCUACUCCGUGCCCUCCUGCGGGCGCUCCGUGGAGGGGCUCAGCCGCAGACUCAAACGCGCAGUGUCAGAGCAUCAGCUACUGCAUGACAAAGGCAAGUCCAUCCAAGACUUGCGCCGCCGCUUCUUCCUCCACCACCUGAUAGCAGAGAUCCACACAGCCGAAAUCAGAGCUACCUCGGAGGUGUCCCCCAACUCCAAGCCUGCUCCCAACACCAAAAACCACCCCAUGCGAUUCGGGUCAGACGACGAGGGCAGAUACCUAACUCAGGAAACCAACAAGGUGGAGACCUACAAAGAACAGCCGCUCAAAACGCCGGGGAAGAAGAAGAAGAGCAAACCCGGGAAGCGCAAGGAGCAGGAGAAGAAGAAGCGAAGGACUCGGUCUGCCUGGCCAGGCACAGCGGGGAGCGGCCUGCUUGAGGACCCCCUGCCUCACACCUCCAAAACCUCGCUGGAGCUCAGCUUAAGGUACUAG
Messenger RNA from Peromyscus eremicus (cactus mouse), 541 nucleotides. It is a transcript of the gene Pthlh, whose product is annotated as parathyroid hormone like hormone. Gene Ontology annotation, biological process: bone mineralization; adenylate cyclase-activating G protein-coupled receptor signaling pathway; regulation of chondrocyte differentiation. NCBI's taxonomy places the organism in Eukaryota, Metazoa, Chordata, Mammalia, Rodentia, Cricetidae. The transcript is spliced from 2 exons. Gene Ontology annotation, molecular function: hormone activity; peptide hormone receptor binding. The record is from RefSeq and is a predicted model, not a curated record. Bases 17 to 541 code for a protein of 174 amino acids. Gene Ontology annotation, cellular component: extracellular region.